Oryzias latipes (Japanese medaka) is the source of this 2279-nucleotide messenger RNA. It is a transcript of the gene ube2j2, whose product is annotated as ubiquitin-conjugating enzyme E2, J2 (UBC6 homolog, yeast). The record is from RefSeq and is a predicted model, not a curated record. NCBI's taxonomy places the organism in Eukaryota, Metazoa, Chordata, Actinopteri, Beloniformes, Adrianichthyidae.
AGGAAGCAGAACCGGAAGUAGAUGUGUCGCUCCUGCUAAAGCUACGCUGAUGUUAACGUCGUAUCUGUUUGACAACAAAAUUGACAGAUUUUUUUGGGACAGCGUUGAGCAGUUUUUUUUUUUCUUUUGAGGUCUUUGGAGAGUAACAAAGCUCAGUGUCCAAAUACCCGUGAUGUCCACUUAAAGACUUGAGAUGAACAACGCAGGGAAUAAGAGAGCUCCAACUACAGCCACUCAGCGACUUAAGCAGGAUUACCUCAGGAUAAAAAAAGACCCAGUGCCUUACAUUUGUGCAGAACCUCUUCCCUCCAACAUCUUAGAAUGGCACUAUGUCGUCAGAGGGCCUGAAAAAACGCCUUAUGAAGGAGGGUAUUAUCAUGGAAAGCUCAUAUUUCCAAGAGAGUUUCCUUUUAAACCUCCAAGUAUCUAUAUGAUAACACCGAAUGGGAGAUUCAAGUGUAAUACAAGGUUAUGUUUGUCCAUCACAGACUUCCACCCGGACACGUGGAAUCCUGCCUGGUCUGUGUCCACAAUCCUCACAGGUUUGCUGAGCUUCAUGGUAGAAAAAGGACCAACCCUUGGAAGCAUUGAAACCUCAGACUACACAAAAAGACAGCUGUCAGCCCAAAGCCUGGCCUUUAACCUCAAAGACAAAGUCUUCUGCGAGCUGUUUCCUGAUGUAGUUGAUGAGAUUAAGCAGAAGCAGAAGGUCCAGGAGGAGUUGAGUGCCCGCACGCAGCCCCUCCCUUUACCCGACGUGGUGCCAGACGGCGACCCUCAACACGCCCACUACGGCCUCCCUGCCAUCAAUGGAGGACCGGCCCCGGCGGGGGGCGCCCUCCCCGCCCCGGGACUGCAGCAGCCCAACCGCAACCAUGGACUUCUAGGUGGAGCUUUAGCGAAUCUGUUUGUGAUCGUGGGCUUUGCCGCAUUCGCAUACACAGUGAAGUACGUUCUAAGGAGCAUAGCCCAGGAGUGAAGGACACAGCCUCCCGCCUCCCUGGCAGGCAAGACCCCCCCCCCCCCUCCCCCCAAUUAACUUUGAACUUUGGUUUAAAGUUCUUUAAACUUUAAACGUUGGUUCCCUCACCAAAACAGUUUUCUCUCUUUCUGUCGGGUGAUUCCGUGCAAAACAUCCGUGCGGGAGUCUCUCCUUUGUGCUCAAAGCGGCGUCCUGGUUGAAGCCUGCUGACAUGCGGGUCCCGCACCAGUGCAUCGACACAAUUAGCUAAGGGUGUUAUCUGUUUGUUUUUUGACAAGGGGGAGGGUCAUAACAACUCCCUCUAUGGCGAUGUGGAAUUUUACUUUUCUUUUCUAAAGAGUUUUGCUCUUUUUUUCUGUGAACCCGUGCAUAGAUGGCGAUCGAGGUUUCAUCACAACCAAAACAGGAUUUUGUGAUUCUCUGCAUUCGCUCUAGCGACACGUUUGGCUCAGAUUCCUUCAUGUUUUCACCUUGUUUGGUUUCAGUUUCAACAUCUGCAAAAAAAACUUUUUUUUUUUUUGCAACCACAAAGGAUGAGCUGUUUUUAUUCCUAUUAUUUCCCACCCUUUAUUGUUUUCCUCUUUCAGACGGAAGGGUUUUUUCCCCAAACAGUCUGUGUCUAAAAUGAAUCACAAACAGAUUUUUGUCAGCUCCUCCUCCUGCACUGAGUCAGCAAAGCUUUGUGUGUUUAUUCCUCUGCUGAUCAAAAGGCUUCUGAUUGUUGCACCAAAAACACAUCAAUCCUAGAUAAGAAAUGGUUUUAACAUGUUUAAAAGCAAAGACUGAUGCAGUCAGAGCGCAGAUUCUUUCCACUAACCCAUGAGCCAAGCAGCACCUGCACCUUUUGGAGAUUCUGAAUCAGUUCUGACGACCAAUAGAGGUCAUAUAGGUCCAAAUAAAGAGACACAAAGAGAACCAACAUGUUUGUUUUUCCUGUAUAUUCCUUUUUUAAAUUUUAUUUGAUCACUUCUUUUGUUUUUGUUCUUAUUUAUAGCAGCACCUUGCUUGUCUAGUGUUUGCAAAGCGGCGCAGCACAGUCAGACGGCUCAUUUAUCUGCUGAUUAUUUACUAUUGUGCAUCACAUUUAGUAAAAAAAAAAAAAAAACGGUUCUGUGAAAGCUAAAGAGUUUCCUGUCUGUACAAAUUCUCUGCAUCGUCUUCAAACUGAGGAUUUUGGGGGGGUGUUCAGUGCUCCAAAAUGCCCACAUUUCAGAGCUUCACCUUUUCUUGUGUGGCAUUGUACGUUUACAUAGAAAAUUCCAAUAAAUGACCUUGCUUGGCAGGGCCUUUAAUAAAA